CGUGGUUGACAGUCACAAAAAGGACCUCGACCUCUGAGCAUGAGAACUAAGUAGCUAGCUAGAAUUAAUUGUAGAGCAUAGAAUCAUACAGUGCAGCCAAGCCAACCAGAGAACUGAAGCAUCCUUCUUUAGUGUGAUUGAGUCAUGGCGUUUUUCGGGGUACAAGUGGUCCUCACCAUGAUCGUCGCCAGUUUCCUGCACAAGAUCUCUCCCUACUACUCUUUUGGUCGAUGGUUUAUCACGUUCCGAUUGACACGCUUCGUUGCACCCUCUGACGACUCACUACGACCACAUGUCUCCAUCGCUAACUCGAGUCAGAAAGGCAAACGAAAAAAUGCAACUGGAGCGAAACAAUCAGCUUCUGGAGGUGUGGCGUUUGGUGCAAAAGAUCGUCUAGAUCCGAAUUUAGUUCUUCCAAAGUCGUCCAAAAUUAAACUACCCGAAGUGGCAGUGGAUUAUUUCAAUGUCAUUCAAUUGCACUAUUCUAGUGAGCUUGAACGAAUGCUAAACCUGAUUCUUGCUGCUGUUUCAGUGGUGUGCAUAACAGAAGUGUAUUUCUAUCUUCAACCGAAUGAAGCUAUUGUACAAUACAAUCUGAGCACUGUUUGGCUGUUUAUAGUGUGUGUCUAUAUAAUGUAUGUCUUGAACUCCCUAACACGAGUCUACAUGAGCGAGGAACUGUCUCACCAGCGAUCAGUCUGCAUCGUCUUCUCAAUGCUCUUCUUUGUUCUCUCUCUCUUCAUCUUGCUCAUUGAUGAGGGAAUUCUUAAUCUGGGUCUGAACAAAACAUACUCCAACAUAGUCAACUGCUCGUCAAGACUUCUGGGUAGAUACUCUGAAAAUUCAACUGCUAAAAUUAUAUUUUUGCCAGUUUGGGCAUUCAAGAUGUCUCUUGCAUUAGGAGGAAGUUUUCUCAGUUACUUACUUAUCUUUCCUGGAUUGAGAUUUGCAGAUGUGCAUUUCAACGCUUUGAAGUAUACCACCAGCAAAAUAACAAAGUCUCUACUUCAUGCUGCAUACCUGUCUCCUUUCUUCUGUCUAUCACUAUGGAUACGACCUUUGAGCUCGGAUAUGGUAGCAGAGAGAAAUAAUGUGAACAUGUUUGGUGCAUAUGAGAUUUCGUACGAGAGUUUUAGAGUGUGCACAGUUUUGGGUGUCUGCUUGUUUCGAUUGGCGAUGUACAAGUACUACAUGCAGACGUAUUUGAACACUGCCAAAUGGAGAAUUGAAGAACUGAGGAGAGAUCAUGGUCGUGUUUCUGUCCGUGACUAUCGUAGUAAAAUCACGACCAUCUUCCUAUUCUACGGGGGAAUGGGUGUGCAGUAUCUAGCACCAUAUCUGCUGCUACUGUGUUCGGUACUGCUAUUGUUUGCAUCGUCCAGAAUGAACUACGACAGGUUAAUAACCGAGGCUGCUGCCGGUGGUGACUCAAACAUUUUUUCGUCGUCAGGGUUUGGUUUGAGCGUGUUUUUCGGAUGUUUUUCUUAUUUUAGUUGGUGGAUAUGUUUAGUUCAGAUUGUGACUACUGGAAUCGGUGCUGUAUUAAGAGAAUAUCUUUAAUAAAAUUAA
Messenger RNA from Halichondria panicea, 1569 nucleotides. RefSeq names its product transmembrane protein 161B-like. Lineage: Eukaryota; Metazoa; Porifera; Demospongiae; Suberitida; Halichondriidae. The record is from RefSeq and is a predicted model, not a curated record. The transcript is spliced from 2 exons. Bases 145 to 1560 code for a protein of 471 amino acids.